Molecule: messenger RNA, 1342 nt
Organism: Uranotaenia lowii
Lineage: Eukaryota; Metazoa; Arthropoda; Insecta; Diptera; Culicidae
Gene: holn1
Product: CD2 antigen cytoplasmic tail-binding protein 2 homolog
Exons: 2
Coding region: 96-1169 (357 amino acids)
Cellular component (GO): U5 snRNP
Molecular function (GO): protein binding
Source: RefSeq, a predicted model, not a curated record
AAAUCCGAAUAAAAUCAAUAUUUACGUUGUUUACUUUCGUUACUGCUUAAAAAAAUUGUUCUGUGCUCUGUGGAAAACCCCGAAAAAAAACCAACAUGUCAAAGAGAAAAGCCUCGGAAAUAGUAGAAGAGGACAAUUACUUGGACGACUUGGUGCAGGACAAACAAAGUAACCGGCCAUCUACCAGUAAGCACACCUUGGAUUCCGAUGAAGAGGACAGCGGCGACGAUGAAGCCCAAUAUAAUGUUCUGGAUGAUAACGACCUGGAUGGUCAGGAAGACGGUGUGGCCCGUGUGGACGGAGAGAUGAAAUUCACUCCGUUCAACAUGAAGGAAGAAAUGGAGGAAGGACAUUUCGAUGCGGAUGGGCACUACUUGUGGAAGAAAGGCGCCGAAAUCAGAGAUAACUGGUUGGAUAACAUCGAUUGGGUCAAAAUAAAAAACGACCCGAACUAUAAGGAGGACAAAGAUAAAGUUAAGGGGUUGGCAGAUUCGGAUUCCGACGACGAUGACGACAACGAGAAGGAAAAAUCUCAGCAGACAGAUUGUACCCAAGUUUACCAAAGUAUUCUGGAAAUGAUGGAACCGAAAGAAACUAUCAAAAAAGCACUCCAGCGGAUUGGAAAGAAAACCGCCAAACUAACAACAGCCCAGCGUUGGAAAAUGAAGAAGGCUGGCACGUUGGACGAUUCCAGCGAGAAAGUAACAAAGCUUACUGAACUGGCAAACGAGCUGCUAACGCGAAAUGGCAACAUGGACAUAUACGAAGAAACGUACGAACAGAUUCAAAAGAAAAUAAAUAAAGCUAAACCACCCAAUCAAUCGGUUAAACCAGAUGAAGAGCUGGAUAUGUACGCGGAUGAUUUCGAUAGCAAAGAAAAGGAUAAAUUGAAAGAUACCGAUGGCACAGAACCGGUCGCUUCCGCGUCGUCUCAAUCGAAAGCGUCGGAAACUACGGGCGAAGUUGAGGCUCCGGAAAAAACGGUGUUGAUGUGGGAAUACAAAGAUCAACAAAAUGGAACGGAAAUCCAUGGACCCUUCACGACGGAACAGAUGCAGAAAUUUGUAGAUGAGGGCCGUUUGGUUGAUGGUGCUUUUGUGCGCAAGGUUGGGGACGAGGAUACGCGCUUUUACUCUGCGGCCCGAAUUGACUUUGAACUGUAUUUGUAAAUGGGAAAUAAAUUUAAGGAACAUGGUUAAAAUAUGAAAAAUUGGUUCUAUUUUCAAGUUGGUUCCACAUCUCCAGUGGACAUAAAAAAUCUACAACCCUGAACCGAAUAAUGUUAAAAUAAAUUGAAUUUAAAAUUAUCGAUGCUGUCAAAUAUUAUCAUUAAUUUUCCAAA